AUGUCUUCGUUCUUCUCUCUCAUCCCUGACUUGCUGCCGAUGAUCAUGCCGUCGGAAGUCCAUGUCACCAAGGCAUCCGAUCUCGAAGCCACCAGGAGGGCGAAUGACGAUGUGAUGAUUCGUCAGGGCGCCGUGAUCGGCAAGAGUGACAAGAUGUGUGCCUCUGUCUUGACAGCCAAGCCUAACUGUUCAUCCGCCGUGCAUCAUCACGGCGAGCAAGAAACUAUCAUCUAUGCUGCCUCGGGCAAGGGUAUCUUGGUUACCAGCCCUGGUAACGAGGAGGACCUGAAGCGACAUGAGCUGUCACCUGGUGACUUUGCCUUCAUCCCUCCAUGGACAGAACACCAGGAAAUAAACGAAACCGACGAGACCCUCGUCUGGAUUCUCAUUCGCAGCGGUCCUGAGCCAGUGGUCGUCUACCUGACUGGCUGGGGAGGGGACGAAGCGCAGGCUGAUUAA
This is a messenger RNA of Anthostomella pinea, 459 nucleotides long. Lineage: Eukaryota; Fungi; Ascomycota; Sordariomycetes; Xylariales; Xylariaceae. The record is from the annotation of a GenBank genome assembly.